This is a messenger RNA of Aplysia californica (California sea hare), 6462 nucleotides long. Its product is annotated as F-box/WD repeat-containing protein 7. The transcript is spliced from 13 exons. Lineage: Eukaryota; Metazoa; Mollusca; Gastropoda; Aplysiida; Aplysiidae. The record is from RefSeq and is a predicted model, not a curated record. Gene Ontology annotation, molecular function: protein binding. The coding region runs from base 804 to 3581 and encodes 925 amino acids.
UGAUGAUGAUGAUGAUGAUGAUGAUGAUGAUCAUAACCUUUACUAAAGGGCCUAUUAUUGUUAGGCAAACGGGGAAGGAGCGGCCGCAGAUCCAGAGAAACGUAUUUUUGUAAAAUCUGAACAAAUGGGAGACGUGGAAACACCAGGGAAAUAUGUGGAAUAUGUAAGAGCUUCCGUGUUGAGAAAUGAAAUAUCGCCGAUGUGUUUCAGAUCUGGAAAUUUAUAAUGAUGAUGAUUAAAAAAAAAAAAAUAGGGGAGGGGGAGGGGGUGGUAUUGACGACAGAACUGAUAGAAUUUUGGUGGACUGGCCAGCACAGCUUGGAUGCAUUAAAAAAAAACCCACCGAUUCUCUUAGAUAGCUAAUGAGCUAUAAAGACAAAAAAACCCCAAAACAACCAAAGCCCAUUACGCUGCCACUGAAUCAGAGGAAGCGAGGUUUUUUUUUCUGGCUAGUAAUGGACAGAAUAAAAAGAAAAUGGGCAUAACUCUUGACAAUUGGACCAAAAUAAUGUGUUCUAUAAUUUUGACCGUCAAGCAGGAAAUGACGCACCCUUUGAUGUCCUCUCACUCAGUGUGUUUAGUGUAUAGUAAAUUUUACUCAUUCUUGAGUACGAAAGGACGGUGUGUUGAACACUUGACUUAUGGAACAAAUAAUCUCUUGUUCUUCGACAAGGAAUGUGAUGGUUAGGUGAGAGGAUUCUCUGGGACAGGAGGAAAGUCAAAAGAGAAAAAAUGCACUGACUGAUUGGCCAAGUCACUGUCUUUAUUUGUGUGUUUGGAAGGUGGAAGGGACCAGGUUGUAAAUGAGCGAUCCUUCAACAAACUCACAAAUGGUGUGCGGAGAUGCGCACCAGAGGAGACACACAGAUCUGUCCGUCUCGAGCCCCUCGGCCAGCGAGCUGAGUGAGGCCAUCUCUGACAUGAGUCUGUCUACCUCUCCUGGCAGCGAUGUGCCCCGUGCAGCCUCUGAGUCCAUCAAUGUGUCUUCAUCUCCUAAAAACGUGCAGCCACCACCUGCCCGGAAGAGGAUGGUGGUGCGGCAACUGUCCUCAAAUCCUUACCUGGCCAGCUCUGAAAUGUCCCCAUCGGAGGACCAUCCCACCAUCACCGGGUCAAACUCGUACGCUGAGGGAGAAAGCAGACAGUAUCUUGUGAAUGGAGACUCAUUUGAUGAUAAUGUGUUUGGGAAGUAUUUUGAAAAUGCCUUUUCAUUACGUGCCAACUCGUACCCUCUUACUUCUGAAGUCAUAGCUGACAGCGAUGAGGAAGAAGAAGAAGAAGAUGAGGAGCAGAUCAAACCGGAUGAAUCUUUUGGCUCUCUGUUGACCUCCAUCGAUUCAUCCAGCGAAAAUGCUCACAGUGACAAGACUCCGUUUGAGGUGCAGGAAAAAUGUCCAGAGACUGUUGUUACUCCCUCAGAGAAAUCUGUGCUUGACCCAGUUUCAGCAGCAGUUUCUGCUCUUGAUCCAGCUGUUCCACCAGCUGUCAAUGAGUCCAUUCAGCAAACCAAUCACUCAACACAACGACACCAUAAUCGGCAUUAUAAUCAUCAUCAUCAUCGACAUCAUCACCAUAGUUCCUCCCACCUCAACAACAGUGCACAACGUCAGAGUUGUCAGCAUCACAACAACAGCUACCAUUCCCAAAAUCCUCAGCAGCAACAACAGCAUCCUACUCAUCAUCGUCAUUCCUCCCAUCAUCACCACCGCCAUCGGCAACAGCAGCAGCAGCAGCAACAACAACAACAACAACAGUCAUCAAAUAUGAAUGUGAAUAGCCUCACUGAUUUCAACCCUUGGGAGGCUAGUUCGGAAAGUACAAUCAAUGCUGUGAACUCGCAUGCAAACGAAAUUCUCCUGGCUGGUGGCACCGCCACUGUGCUUUCUUCCUCCAAACUCUCGUCCUGGAAGAGGACAGAAAGACGCGUGAACACGGUGACCACUAGCCAGCCUCCCCAGAGUCGGGAGAUUAGCUCAUGGGGACACUUUUCCCGGCCAGUGGACAGCCAUUACAAAUACCGUCGCAGCCACUAUACGAGCGACAGUGAGGAGGAAGAUGCUCCAAGCGGCAGGCGGAGUCACGGUAAGCCGCACACCAACAGGUCAGUCUCCAGCAAGUCGCAUCUGUCCACAUGUAAGUGUGUGAACCAUCGCUCACCUUCCCAGUCCCCAUGUGUGCACCGGAAAAGCUUGGCCAGUGCGGCUCAGGGCUCUGCUGACCGCAAAAUGCUGCAGAAUGGAGUGAAGCCAAACAUCUUCAAAGAUCGGUUCCAUGUGAUGAAGAGGUGGUUUUCAGAAUGCAACGAUGGUCAAAAGAAUAUUAUCUUGAAGGGUUUACUGAGUCUUUGUGAACUGCCCCAGCUGCACCUACUGUCAGUUCAUAUGUCGAAGGAGCUGCACCAUGGCUGUCCAUCCAACUGUGAGGACAUUCUCACCUGGCUGCCCACUGACCUCGCCACCAAGGUCAUGUCCUACCUCGACCCAGUGAGUCUAUGUCGUGCAGCCCAGGUGUGUCGUGUGUGGCGCAGUCUGGCGGAGGACCAGUCACUUUGGCGGCGCUUCUGCUGCCAGGCCAAGUGGCGACUGUCCAAAGCGGCCGAGCACAAACAAGUCAUCAGUCACAUGUGUCCUGAGGGCAGCAUACAGUGGAAAAAUGUGUUCGCUGAAAGAUUCAGAUUACGCAACAACUGGCUCAAGGGAAGGUGUACAGUCAGGACAUUUGAGGGACAUUUGCAAGGUAUUUCCUGUGUCCAGUUUGAUGACUCUCGGAUUGUCAGUGGAUCCUCUGACAAGACCAUCAAGGUUUGGAACAUGCGCACCAACGCACCAUGGUCAGUGCAGACGCUUAUGGGUCACCACGGUACAGUCCGAUGUCUACACCUGGAGGGGAACCGACUGGUCAGUGGGUCCUGUGACACCACCAUCAAGGUUUGGGAUUUGUCAACUCAGGAGAGCUGGUCGUCCAUUGCCUGUAAGGUGACCAUGACUGGCCACACGGACACAGUGAGGUGUUUACAGGCGGAUGAUGACAAAGUGAUCAGUGGGUCAUAUGAUAAAACUUUGAAGAUAUGGGACCUCAAGUCUGGAGUGUUGAGAAGAACAUUGAGUGGUCAUCAGGCAUCUGUUUUGUGUGUGCACUUCAGUGAAACGAAAAUUGUGUCUGGAUCAGCUGACAAGACGAUAAAGCUGUGGAACUAUGACGGUCGCUGCAUGAUGACCUUACGAGGUCACCAGGAUGCUGUCACUUGCCUCAUGUUUGACUCCACUCGGGUGGUCAGCGGCUCCCUUGACCACAACCUCAAGUUCUGGGACAUCCACACGGGUGACUGCCUCAACACCAUCGACUGGAAGAAGGCGGAGGGCCACACAGAUGUGGUGCGCUGUCUGCAGGCCGACAGUUGGCGGGUGGUCAGUGCAGCUGACGACAAAACUAUCAAGGUAUGGAACCUGGCAACCGGCGAACGUCUGGUGACGCUUCGGAACCACACAGAUGGCGUCACGUGUCUUCAGUUCAACGACUUCAUCAUCGUCUCAGGCUCUUAUGACAAAAGUGUCAAACUGUGGGACUUCAGUUGCUGCUGACUGAGUGGGAGUGACUGGCAGUGGCUCACAGUGCCGGGACUCAGACUUACAAUGACUUUGUUCUGCCUUGUGAUGACUCUCAGUGAUAGCAUAGCAGCUGUAAAGAAGAACAACAUGAGUGCAUCAUGUGUGCAGCUGGUAACAGAAUGAGGAAGUUCACAAGGAGAUAUAAAGCAAAUGACAAAUCUUUAUCGUUGGUCGUGGCGGACUUCUAAGGUAAAGAGCAGCGAGAGCAGACCUUGGAACUGUACAGGGGGGAAAAACAGCCAUCAGCCUGGCCGUGACAUAUCUCAAAGUCCCCUUGAGAAUCAUCGAGAUCUGUUGUAGUAUCCAAUGAAUUUAAAUGUUGAUUCACGUCAGAACUAGCUGCACUCUGAUCUUCACCACCCUGGUGACAUGGGCUCAAAUUUGCUCAUGAACUUUGGUUGCCAAGACAGUUUCUACGGGUCUCCUGUCCCCCCAUGUUGUUUUGGAGAUGAGCUUUACAUUGGAAGUCCAUUAGCUUUACAGCGGAGGUCCCUUUUCUUCAGUAACUUACAUUGUAGUGUUGAGUUGAGAGUUUUCCUUGCACUCCAAGUAUAAGGACCCAUGGGAUAAGGAAAACUUUAUACAACUGUACACAAUUGUUUCUUACACAAUGGCUGUGGUUUUUUUUUGAUGACGCAUAAUGUAUCCUGCCACUUGAAUGGCUCGAGGAAAAUGUUUAGAGUACUUGUGGCAGAUUGAUAUUCUUUUCUUUGAGCACACGUGUUCAUAUGUCUUUAUGACUUGGCAUGGAGGGCAACAUAUUUCCGUACAUGGUUCUCAGGUGACUGUCACUUUGCUGUUUUUCCAGGUGAAGGGACAGGUCUAUUGUCUGCCUUAUUGUGUCAGUCUUGGCUCUGGAUGUUCCAAAAUCCUCGGGUGUACAAAGAUUUUUUUUACCUUCUGUGUUUGUUAGUGUAGGGGAACUGGAGUCUUGAGCUGACGAUGCGAUUUAACUUUUGUGAUGAUUUUAAGUGUUCUUGCUGCUCUCUUAGAAGGAAAAACAAACAAGAGAGAGGAUUCUUUUCUUUUUUUUUUUACCUUUAGUCUCUUAGGCUGCCCUUAAAUUGUUAAUGACUUUAUUUCCAGUGAAAACUGGUUCAAUGGCUCUUUUGCUACUUGUUUGUUUGCUUGAAUACACGCACAAACUUGCUUCCUUCACACAAACUUAGUCCUCUCGGUAGUUAGUAAUCAGAAUGCCUUACAGUAGUCUUGCUCAAUUUGUAUGUUUAGACGACAUUGAAAGUUGUUGAUAAAUCUGUACUUUUAUAAGGAGAUGGAAAAAGGAAAAACUAGAAUAGUUAUUAGACAGCAAAUGUGAAAAAAUGUUUGAUUUUAUUUUUAUUCUUUUUUUUUUUUUGGUAGCCUUCAUUGCUUUCUUUUGUGGUCUCAGUUGCCUACUGCAGCACCGUAUGUUCAUCGGUGGUCCCCGUAAAGAAGUCGUUAGAAUGUCUAAAAUGUCCCGAAACAACAUUAUCUCCUUACUUUUUUUUCAUCAAUCAGUUGCGUGCAGAGAUAAAAAUCAGUUUGUUGAGUGAUGACAACAUUGUUUAUGUUUUUGUUGAGCAUCCACGUAAUGACCAGGUCCUUGCUAUUUGUUUGUUUGUUUUUUUAAACCUGUACAAAUCCCUCUCUCAGUAUUGUAUUUGUAUGUUUUUUUGUUGUUUUUCUUAAAAUCAUGUGUACUCUUUGUUGUUGUUAUACAAUUUAUUGCAUUCUCAAUUGUUAUAGUGAUGACAUACUCUCCAUCUCCGACUCAGUGUGCAUCUGUUUGUCCUGUUUUCUUGAUUUGCUUACAAUUUUGACUGUGGCCUGGUGAACUUGAGGUCCUAUUGUGCCUUCAGUCUAGGUUGUCGUUUGCUUACCGAUGGGUGCUGGGAAUGCCUGAUGGAAAAAAAAGGGACAAAAAGGGGAGUGAUGGGUGGCGUUUGAGCUUUAUUGUUUUUGUACUGCAUUCGGUAUUUGUGUCACGACAUGGUGGAACUGGGUGCUCGUCAACUAUUGGGCAUUUGGAGUUAUCAGUAUAAUUUACGAUCUGAUACGAUCUUAAAGCAGUAUACAGGACACAGCUUUGUCUGGGCGGUAGACAUACAGGAGGUAGAUUGCCCAAGUACGACUUACGUCCCUUCCGAUCUUGACUUACUUGAUAUGUUGCAAAGGAGAGACAUCAUCAGUACGUUUGGAAUCAAAAGAAGGUGUAAGGGUGUGUUUGACUAUUUUGGAAAAAACGGUCACGGAUAUGUUAAAAUCAGUAGCACGGAAGGUUGAAGAGCCAGUAACUGACUACUUAUUAAUUAUCUUAACCCUUUCGCACUUAGCAGGCUUGGCCAGCUGUGGCCCCCCAUCCUUAAGACAAGGGCAACAACUCCACGAAAAUUGAAGGGGUACCUAACUAAAAAAAUUGUAUAAAAUCACAAACACAACCAAAAAUUAUGAAAAUAGUAUUUUCUUAAAGGAAAAUGAAUGAGCUAAAUUACUAGUACAAAAUUAUAAGUGGAAUAGAAGAGUAUGAAAUGAUAUGAGAGGUCUUUCUGAGAUGCGUGUCUUGGAUUCCGAGUCUAGAUCUAGAUCUAGACCUCGUAUACUACAUUUCUUCAACUCACGAAAUUUCUGCCACUGACAAAGAGGUAAUCCACACAUAAGAAAUACAACACAUUCACAGAGAUUGAAGCCUCUGGUGGAAACUUGAAAGCACCUAAAAGACUUUUCUUUGGGUGUUUUUAUUUUGUUUUUGCCGUACUCAUAUCGGGCAGCUUUGCGCCCAUGCAUCCUAGAGACAUGAUGGCGUGUUUACAACUAAAAUCUCCUCCGACUUUUGUUCCCGCUCAAAAAGUGACUCUUUGUGCUAGCGAAACAA